AUGGGGUGGCUGGGAAGACGGAGAGGUAUUCUACCCGAUUCCAUCAGCAAUCUCAAACACCUAAGGAUUUUGACACUUUACAGUUGCAAUCUAUUUGGAAAAAUUCCUUCUUCACUUGGAAAUCUUUCUUAUCUCACUGAUCUUGAUCUCUCGGUUAAUGAUUUCAAUGGCGGACUACCGGGUUCGGUGGGAUACCUGAACCUACUAACAGAGUUGCGUCUCGCCAAUAUCAGUGGGAACUUUCCUUCUGCACUACUCAAUUUGAGUGAGUUCACUUGGAUCGACCUUCGUUCUAACAAGUUCGAAGAUCGAUCCAACUCUCAGUCUUCCCUCGCCCAUAAAAUUCUUGGCUUUAUCGUCAUGCAGUAUUGCUGA
Molecule: messenger RNA, 375 nt
Organism: Eruca vesicaria subsp. sativa (arugula)
Lineage: Eukaryota; Viridiplantae; Streptophyta; Magnoliopsida; Brassicales; Brassicaceae
Source: the annotation of a GenBank genome assembly